UCUCGUCCUCUCUCCGACGUCUCCGUUUUCUCUCUCUCUCUCUCUCUCUCUCUCUCUCUCUCUCUCUCAUGCUAUUUAUAACCACCGCCUCCCCUCUUUCUCGCUAGCUAAAACCGAAAGGGGUUCCCUUUUUUUUCGGUCGAUCUUGAGAUAGGGUUUGUUGUAUCGAUUGAUGGCGGCGUCGAUGUCGAAUAGGGGUAAGGACAUGGAUCGGAUCAAGGGACCGUGGAGCCCGGAGGAGGACGAGGCGCUCCACAAGCUGGUCCAGAAACACGGGGCGAGGAACUGGUCUUUGAUCAGCAAGUCGAUCCCGGGGAGGUCUGGGAAGUCGUGCCGGCUUCGGUGGUGCAACCAGCUCUCGCCUCAGGUGGAGCACCGGCCCUUUACGCCGGAGGAGGACGAUACCAUCAUCCGGGCCCACCGCCGCUUUGGGAACAAGUGGGCCACCAUCGCCCGCCUCCUCUCCGGCCGGACCGACAACGCCAUCAAGAACCACUGGAACUCCACCCUCAAGCGCAAGUACUCCUCUGCCACCGUCGCCCCCGCAGUCGACGACGUCGGCCUGCCCCAUCAGCAAUACGACGCCGCCCUGGCGGCAGCGGACGACGCGGCCGCGCGGCCGCUGAAGCGCUCCAGCAGCGUCGGGCCGGUCCUCUCCUCCGGCGGCGGGCUCUGCUUGAGCCCCGGCAGCCCCUCCGGAUCCGACCUCAGCGACUCCAGCCGCCACAGCCACACGACGUUCUCCUCCGUCCCCACCGCCGCCGCCGCCCACGCAUCGGCGUCGCUCAUCUACCGCCCGGUGCCGAGAACCGGCGGCAUCGUCCCCCCGACGUCAUCUCCUCACCACCACGAAGCAACCGUCGUUGCCUUUUCCGCCAUCAAUACCAAGAAUGACGAUCCGGUCACGUCCCUCUCUCUGUCCCUCCCCGGAUCGGAUAAGCCCGAGGCAUCUGAUCACCACCAAACAAACCAGAACCAGCUCCAGCUCCUGGCUGCACCACCACCUCCGGGACCGGCGAUGCCGCUGCAUCCGCCGCCCCCGAUGGCGCCCCCCUCCGCCACCGAUGAGCGGAGGCGUCCGCUGGAGGAGGAGAGGCGGCCGGCGUUCCCCUUCAGCGCCGAGUUCCUGGCGGUGAUGCAAGAGAUGAUCCGCAACGAGGUGAGGAGCUACAUGUCAGGACUGGAGCAGAGCGGUAUGAUGUGCAUGCAACCGCCGCAGGAAAGCAUCCACGACGCCGUCAUCAAGCGGAUCGGAAUCACCAAGAUCGAGUAGUAGAUUAGCUCCAGAUGGAUCGAAGGAUCAAAGGAAUUAAGAUGGAACAGUCUUCGAUGAAGAAAAAAGAAGGCUUCUUUGGCUGUUUAGCUCCGUUAGCUUAUUUUUCUUUCCCUUUUGUUUAAUUAAAAUCCCCCCUCCCCCUCCCUCCCUCUCUCUCUCCUCCUCUCCUUUGGUACUUGGUAGCCAGUUCUAUACAAAAUAAGGUGGAUGAAGGGUUUUUUUUUUUGUACAGAAAAGAGAUCAAGCUGGGGUAAAUCUGUUGAAGAGGUUUAGAAAUUGAUGAAGAGAAAACAAGAAAAAAAAAAAGAGGCGGUUUUUAUUUUGUCCAAUUCCUUUUCUUUUACUUUAGUCCCAUAGCUUGGAUGAGUAGAAAGAUCUCCUUUUGCUC
Messenger RNA from Phoenix dactylifera (date palm), 1664 nucleotides. Its product is annotated as transcription factor MYB44-like. NCBI's taxonomy places the organism in Eukaryota, Viridiplantae, Streptophyta, Magnoliopsida, Arecales, Arecaceae. Gene Ontology annotation, cellular component: nucleus. Gene Ontology annotation, biological process: regulation of DNA-templated transcription. The record is from RefSeq and is a predicted model, not a curated record. Gene Ontology annotation, molecular function: DNA-binding transcription factor activity, RNA polymerase II-specific; RNA polymerase II cis-regulatory region sequence-specific DNA binding.